Molecule: messenger RNA, 195 nt
Organism: Lindgomyces ingoldianus
Lineage: Eukaryota; Fungi; Ascomycota; Dothideomycetes; Pleosporales; Lindgomycetaceae
Exons: 3
Coding region: 1-195 (64 amino acids)
Source: RefSeq, a predicted model, not a curated record
AUGCGCUCAGAUCUCGAAGAUUUAGCCUGUAUAGUCAAUAUUCAUAGGCGAGAUGAGAUGGCCCCCGGAUGCCGAGUCCCGUCUAGAUCUUCGAUCUGGCCCGCUUGUGGGUCCUUAUCCAGAUAUUUUGAUCUGGCCCGCUUGCGGGUAGUAACAUCUCAAAGCUGGGGUUACGCGAGCCUGGGCGCCAAGUGA